Messenger RNA from Dujonia railenensis, 990 nucleotides. The record is from the annotation of a GenBank genome assembly. NCBI's taxonomy places the organism in Eukaryota, Fungi, Ascomycota, Pichiomycetes, Serinales, Debaryomycetaceae.
AUGGCUGCAACUGCUUUUGUCUCUGGUGCUACUGGAUUUAUCGCUCAACACAUUGUUAAGCAACUACUUGAAAAAGGAUACAAUGUUGUCGGAUCAGUAAGAUCUGAAUCUAAAGGAGAAAACUUAAAGAAGAACUUUGGUUCAAACUUCUCUUAUGAGAUCGUUGAAGAUUUAGAGACCGUGGGUGCUUUCGACAAAGCCUUAAAGAAACACCCAGAAGUGACCGUGUUUCUCCACACAGCUUCACCUGUUACAUUUCAAGCUAAAGACAAUGAAAAAGAUAUAAUCUUACCUGCUAUUAAUGGUACCGUCAAUGUCUUAAAAGCAAUCAAGGCAUCGGCUCCACAGAUAACCAAGGUUGUCAUCACCUCUUCUGCUGUAACUCAAUUCAAUAUAGAAGAUAUGGAUGCUAGUUUCUCUGAGGAGUCAUGGAAUCAAAUCACAUAUGAGCGUGCUAAGCAAGAUGGAUUUGCAGCUUAUUUCGGCUCCAAGACUUUUGCUGAGAAGGCGGGAAUUGAGUUCGUUGAGAAGGAAAAGCCUCACUUCACUGUAUCCACUGUUCAUCCAGUCUAUGUGUUUGGACCUCAAGCUUUUGACCUGGAAGCUAAGGGUGAAUUGAAUUUGACUAAUGGUAUUGUUAGUAGCUUGUUAGCAUUGAAAGCUGGCCAAGAUGGAGAAGUUCCAUCUCAAAGCGGUCCAUUUGUUGAUGUAAGAUACGUCGCAGAAGCUCAUAUUAUCGAAAUUGAAAAACCAUCCAACGGCUUGAGAGUCAUUACAUAUAAUGAAGGAUUCAGCAGUCAAAAGAUAUUGAACAUAAUUAACAAGAACUUUCCCGAAUUAAAUCUUAUUAAGGGAAGUCCAAGCGAAAAUUUAUCUGGUGGUGAACAUGUUGAUGACGCUAAAUCUAAGGCUUACUUAGGCUUGAAGAACAUUUCUUUGGAAAAGUCUGUGGUGGACUUGGUUAAGCAAUAUGUUGAAGCUAAUAAAUAG